GCUUCGCGAUCGGGGAUAGUUGCCCUUGUGGAAACUUGUUUGUGUUAUUUCACGAGUCCGUUUGCGUUUUAUAUGUGUUUGUGUGUUUUUCAUCGCAUGGCGGAUUGGUUUGGUUACACACGGGGAAUGUUUCUCCACUCGCGCUAGUUUCGGAUCCUCCGAUGGAACAAGACGCGAGCCUUUUCUGCGCCCGUUUGAUUUUUGGAUACAGUGUAGAUCACAGAUCCCUGGGAAUGCAGUAAUAAAUGUAGGACAUAUGUAACGAGUCCUCUCAAACCAUUCGGAGGGUCUUGCCACGGGGUAUCAAGACAAGGAAAAGCAGCCGUAAAUGGAUCGCCUGGUUUCUCUGUGGUUUCAGCUGGAACUUUGUGCGAUGGCUGUUCUUCUCACGAAAGGAGAGAUCAGGUGCUACUGUGACGCACCGCACUGCGUUGCCACCGGAUACAUGUGUAAAUCAGAGCUCAACGCUUGCUUUACUAAGGUCCUGGACCCUCUUAACACAAACUCACCUUUAACACACGGCUGCGUGGAUUCGCUUUUAAACUCUGCAGACGUGUGCUCUAGUAAAAAUGUGGACAUUUCAAGUGGAAGCUCCUCUCCUGUGGAGUGCUGCCAUGAUGAUAUGUGUAACUACAGGGGUUUGCAUGACCUCACACACCCCAGAGGGGACUCAACAGACCGAUACCACAGCUCCAAUCAGAACCUGAUCACAAGGGUGCAAGAGUUAGCGUCUGCUAAAGAGGUGUGGUUCCGGGCGGCGGUGAUAGCGGUUCCCAUCGCGGGUGGGCUUAUCCUGGUUCUGCUGAUUAUGCUGGCGUUGCGAAUGCUCCGUAGCGAAAACAAGCGUCUCCAGGCACAGCGCCAGCAGAUGCUUUCUCGCCUGCAUUACAGCUUUCACGGACACCACCAUGCCAAGAAAGGCCACGUGGCUAAGUUGGACUUGGAGUGUAUGGUGCCGGUAACGGGACAUGAGAACUGUUGUCUGGGCUGCGAUAAGCUGCGGCAGACGGAUUUGUGCACUGGAGGAGGAAGCGGGGGUGAGCGUCUCCUAUCUCUGGUACACUGGGGGAUGUACACGGGGCACGGAAAGCUGGAGUUCGUAUGACUACUCAGAGCUUCUUUGUUAGGGCACAAAAGGGUAACUGUGUAGUUUGCUGUCGUAAUGUUAUUAUUAUCGGCGUGUUAUUUUAUUGUCUCCAACGAGAGCAAAGACAUUUCAAGGACACAAUUCAUUGUGUUUUCUCAAAAAAAGAGCACUUUACUUGAAUUAGAAUGGCCGGUCUCUGUGGGGGGCUGUGGUGAAUAUGAAAAGGGUGGAGCUUAUGGACUGCAAGCCCCACCUCCUUCCCUCUCUGGAUCCUGGAAUGACACUGAAGGAUUCGUUAAGACGGUCUUAUUUUGCACAUUUGUAUAAAACGGACUUGAUGAUUAAAGUUGUAAGGUCGCAGUCUGCGCCCUUUUUUGAAGAAUUUUACACUGACACCAGGGUACAGAUAAGGUUUGUUGUAGUCAAAUUGUAUGAAUAAAAGAUUCAAUCUUGACUGUAA
Molecule: messenger RNA, 1547 nt
Organism: Danio rerio (zebrafish)
Lineage: Eukaryota; Metazoa; Chordata; Actinopteri; Cypriniformes; Danionidae
Gene: bambia
Product: BMP and activin membrane bound inhibitor a
Biological process (GO): negative regulation of transforming growth factor beta receptor signaling pathway; positive regulation of canonical Wnt signaling pathway
Cellular component (GO): membrane
Source: RefSeq, marked provisional